Molecule: messenger RNA, 1390 nt
Organism: Magnolia sinica
Lineage: Eukaryota; Viridiplantae; Streptophyta; Magnoliopsida; Magnoliales; Magnoliaceae
Exons: 6
Coding region: 171-1370 (399 amino acids)
Source: RefSeq, a predicted model, not a curated record
AGACGACAUUUUGUACAAUAAUUGAUUUCUUAAGUACCAUGUUUUCUUAAUGUAUGAAAUAGAAAUUAAAAUGUCUUUUUUCAUAUGGUUCUGUUAUUUAUUUAUUCAAAAUUGAAUCGUCUUAUCAACAUGCAUCUAUUCACUAAUGUGACUCAAGUUCUUCUUAAGACAUGAAACGUGCUCGUUCUAAACGCACGACUAGGCUACCGAUAAGCCUUAUGACUGGUGGCAUCAAUCAGCCUCAGCUACCCGAGACUGAUGUGGGUCCCUCUCAGCCUCAGUUGCCCCAGCCUAUAGUGGGUCCCUCCCAGCAUCAGCCUUCCUCGGCUACAUCGGGUCCAGUCCAGCCUCUGUUGCCGGAGUCUACAGCGGGUCCUUCUCAUCCCCAGCUUCCCCUGCCUACGGCGGGUCUCUCCCAGAGUUUGCCUCAGGAUCCACACCAGACAGUUGAUUCAUUAGACGAUACUUCUAGUGAUUUGUUGUUCACGAAGAGAAGGAGUCGAGGCCCCACACGAUGCCAUCAAGUUUGGAACAUGCGUGAAGGGCAACGCAUUUUUAUUACCACCAACAAUCUAGGGCAACCUGUUAAUGAAAAUGCUAGCAAGCUGACAAACUUUUUCGGGACAAUAGCACGUAAUGGGGAUUACGCACCCCUUACAUAUUCUAAUUGGAGGGUAGUGCCAAACGAGAAGAAGGAUGAUAUGUACGAACUUGUCAUGUCCAAGUUUCAGUUUGACAAAGAGAUUAAAUCUUGGGUGUUGAUGUCGAUUGAAAAAAAAUGGAGGGAUUGGAAGUGCGAACUGAAGAAAUUUCACUACUCGCCUCAUGAUAAUGAUGAGGCGCGGCUAGCAGACCUCAAUGAGCGUGUCCAAAUGGAUCAGUGGAAGGCCCUCAUUGAGUUUUGGAACUCUGAAGAGGGAAAGGACCGUAAUAAGAUAAAUACGGAAAAUCGGAGAAAACAACGCAUUAGCCACACUGCAGGCACGAAGAGCUUUGCGCGAAUACGUGAAGAAGAGAGAAACAAGAGGGCCAAUGGGGAGGAUUUGACCCGAGUAGAUAUGUUCUUGUUGACACAUAGACGCAAGAAUGGGAUGCCUGUGGAUGAGGCCUUAGCAAGAGCAAUGGAACAAUUAAAUGAACGAACUUCGCAGCAGCCAGAGGCUUCACAUAAUAGCACUGCGAGGAAAGAUAUAUUCUCAGAAGUCAUGGGUGACGAACGACAUGGCCGUGUCCGCACUUAUGGGUUAGGUCCCUCUCCUUCUGAUAUAUGGGGCACAACAUCCCACAGUGUCCUGUCCCAAGGGAUGACCUCCAAUGCUCAGAAGAUAGUGAACAAUAUGAGGAAUUGUAUGCUGAAAUAUCUUCACUAAGAGAAACUAUGGCUGAUAGA